Dalotia coriaria is the source of this 4657-nucleotide messenger RNA. RefSeq lists its product as uncharacterized. The record is from RefSeq and is a predicted model, not a curated record. The coding region runs from base 473 to 913 and encodes 146 amino acids. NCBI's taxonomy places the organism in Eukaryota, Metazoa, Arthropoda, Insecta, Coleoptera, Staphylinidae. The transcript is spliced from 3 exons.
CGCCACUCGUCGUUCGUACAGUGAACCUGCCGCCUCGCGCCCGAUCAGUGAAGGGAUACAUCGGUGCUGAACGCUCAAAGGCCUAAAUGUGAAAAUUUCGUGAGUGUUUUUCCACAGGAAAUGUAAGUUAAAAUGUGCAAUCGAUAUUGAAAACUUGAGAAAAUAUACUAAGGUGCUGCGUCCAGAAGACUGAAUCGAUUCACAUUAUAUACAACGCGCGAUUUCAACCACAUACACAAGUGAAAUCAUAGAAGGGUCGCAUCGCGAAAACAAGCACACAACGCAAGUGGAAAACCUAAGAAACAGUAUACAAAAAUACACACAGACAAAUUGGAAAAUAUUUGCGCUUAGGUACGCCAGCAAAGGAAACCAUCGAGGUCGUGAGACUUAAUAAACAAUUGUUUACACACGGGACGCGUUUGCGAGCGCAAAAUCAGCAAAGCUGGCGCCGUUCAAGUUCAAAUUCAACAGAAUGUCCAAGUCGAAUCCGUCGACGCGGAGCAACUCGGUGGAGACCAAUGAAAACUGCGAUAGCGAGUUGAAUAGUCCGCAAGGCGCAGUGCCAGCCAUUCUCGAAGGAAGCGAGGGGGAAGUGGUGCCCACCAGUCCGCCGCCGUCCUACGAAUAUGUUCUCGAAGAAAAUCGAAUGAAAGGAGCGGCAGGAGCGUCUUCGCCCACAAAAGGUCCGGAAAUUCUGCAUAAAUCGUCGAAAGAGCUGUACAAAGCGGUGGCGAAACAGUUUGGCAUCACGUGCAAGAUGUCGGAUCAGUGUCGAUGCUUCGACUGCCAAAGCCACUAUUUUGACUGUGAGUACGAACAGAAUGAACAGGAGAAGACUGACGGGGGACUCGGUGCCGGCACACCAAUGUUCAUUUCGGAGGUGAUGCACGGCACGGCGUGCACAAUUUUAUAAAGUUGCAAGCGCCAAGUCACGCACAUUUCAUGGACAGGGUGAAGCAAAGGUAGUUUCCAAUUCAUUCCAACCAACUAAACACAAGAGAGAAAAUCACACGUCUAACGAAUAAAACAGGAUAAGCGCAGGCAGCAAGAAAGGCAAAUAUAAAAAUCGAUUCAAGAAAGAGGUAACUAACGCAGAAAACUGUGUAAAUAUUAGAUAAUUUGCGUGUGUAUAGUCUGACAAAUAGGGUGCUUUCCAUGAGGAUCUCAAUUUGACGUUUUUUAUAUUCAAGAAAAGAAAUAAACAACAAGCAAAAAUUGCAACUUGCAUUUUCAAGACAUUCAAUGUUAAAACGGAUAACUAAUUAGGAUUAAUACUUAGCUAAGGAUUGAUGUGCUCAUAAACGAUAAAGAAUCAUAAAAAGUACUCGCGUACGAAGCAUAUUAAAUAUUUUCUCACGUGAAAUUUGAAUAUUUUAUAAGUACCAAUAUAAAGUAUAGUCAUGUAAAUUAAGAAGAAAAAGGAUGAGUCAGUGUUGUUGCGCGCGUUGCUCAUCAUCACGAGAAUUGCGUUUUACUCGGGAAAUUGUCAUGCAUCUAGGAACGGGCAUCAUUCGUCGGACGCCUACGCGCGAAUGACACAUAAACGCCAAAAUCUUGGACAUUUUUAGUUAAAAUUUCAUUACUUUCAUUGGUUCGUUUAGCUCGUCACAGCUCAUAAGUUGCCAGCAAACAUUCACUUUGAUUGCAACGCACACAAUAAUAAUAAUAAAACUUUUAAAAAUGUUAUCAAUCUACACGAUCAAAUCAUAUUAUAUUAUCGAAUCUCCAACAACUGCAGUCAGUAUCCCACCAAAGACAAUCAUUUUAGAGAUGGCGUAUGUGAAGCAGAUAAAAGUUACCCAUAAAGGUAAUGUUUGUAACUGCAUUCAUAUUUUAAAUUGUGCGAUGUGAACCAAAACGCAAUUCUCGUGCAUUGUUGCAAAGCUACGUAUCAACUGAACCUAAACCGCCGAUUAUAUUAGGAACUUGUGCAUUUUUCGCUAUUUACUUUCGUGAAAUUGUAAAUUACUACGCAAGAAAAGUACAUAAUAGGAUUUGAUUGAUUUACUUGUAAAUGUAUAAAAUACGCAAACAAAAUUAGUAAUUAUGUAAAACAGACUGUAUGCACAUGAUGAACGUGUAGCAAACUGCACAAAUUUUAAUGCCUUUUCCCGAAGUUAAGAAACAAAUAUUAUAAUUAAUAACACAUCUGGAUGAGUAAAUAAUAUUACCAAAAUAUUAAAAUAAUUUAAAUAGUAACAAAUGAAUUUAAACCUAUGUGUCUACUUAUUAUUAUAAUAAGUACAGUACAAUUAAUUCGAAAUUAUUUAAACAUCUGAGUCACAUGUUACGAUGUUACAACAAUAGCAUUCGGUUGCAAUUAAAGUAUAAUCGGUAAGAUUAUUUCAUGUAAUCCUGGAUAAUUGUGUGGAAAAUCAAUAGAUCUAUGUGAUUUAUUGUCCGCAUGGGAAAGUGAUUAAUCGAGGAUCAAAUGCCAUUGGAAACGAGUUGAACCUUAAACCUUUAAAUUUACUUUGGACGCAGACGAACUUUAUUCUCUUGCGAUUGAUUAAUUUUGUCCUGAUUUUGUUACUAUGAAAAAGGCAAUUUUGUAGAAUGUUAUUAUUGUAAUAUCGGAAUAUAUAUUUGAACGUAUUUGAAAUACGUUUAUCAUAACUCUAUUGGUAAGCAGAACUAAUUCAAAUAACAUUUACCACUAUGUUAAAGUAUAAAAUAAGGUGAACUUAGCGGAGCGUCAAAUUGUAUUUUUUGGGACGUUCUCGCAAAACAUAAAAAGCUUUAAUUAACCUUAAUAUACCAGUAAUAUUAUAAUGAUAUUUAAAACGUUGUGCGUUAUAUAAUGUUGUUCAGUUAAACAAUUAUUAUUAACGUCUAUCUAAUUACUCUAUUCAAGGAUUGUAUAUAUUAAAGAAACAAUGGAACAUAAUUGACUCUCCCCCCAAAAUAACUUGAAAAGAACAGAAAUUAAUUUGACUUUUGAUUCAAGAUGAGCGUUAAUUGCUUAUAGGUUGUAAAAUGCAUAGAAAAGGAAUACAAUGUUCGCAAAAGAGGAAUUAAGCUGAAAAACACGACGAAAUUAAGAUAAGAUUCGCUGAGUCAUAAAUGCAUAAUUAAUUAUAAUAAUCGGUUAAUUGCAUUGAGCCAUAAAUGAUUUACUAAAAACAUAAAGAAAUAAGCUACCAAAAAACGUAAUCGACGUAAUAUUGUGGAACCAGUUACUUAAAUCCUUGUAUAUUGUCAUAUUUUUAUACUCUAUGAAUGCGAAUGAAAAAAAAAUUAUAACAAGACCGGACGGUGAAAUCAAUAGGAAAAUUAAAAAUUAUUACGAUGAAUAUGAAAUAAAUUCAAUUUAAGCGAAUGUCAACUCUAACUCAAAGCGGAGUUUAUGAACAAGAAUUGAAUUGCAAAACAUCAAAGCAAUACAUCUGAUGAAUUGAUGUUGAAUUGAUUUUAGUUUAAUGUAUUUAUUUAAGCAAUAUUUAAAAAAAAGUAAUACAUCGGACCAAUUAAUUUAUUGUUUGACAAUUUAUUUAAUUUAUUUCUCGCGGUAUAUAUUUAUUUCCACUCAAUUCAAUUUAAUUUGUGGUAUUUUAAUUUAGUUUUCGUUUUGUGUGUUAAUGUAACCGAAGCGGUAUGAAAUUAUGUUUGCUUUAGUUUAUUUUACUGCAUGCAUGCGUCGCAUGCAGUAAAUACAUUUCUGGAAAUUAAACUUUUGCAUUAAGGUGGAAAUGUUAAAGAUUAUAUAUCGCCGCAGUUGAUUGCAUACUACACUUAUAAAUCACAAACAUAUCAAUGCUGAAUCUAUUUUCCUCUUCUUAACAAACACGUACCUAAUGAGCUUUUUAUUUUAUUUCUUGUAAUAAAAUAUUAGACGCUACAUCUAAGGCGUCCGACAUUUUGUUGUCUAGUGCAUUGUGCACUGCGCGCAACUACAAUAGUCUACUCUACCUUCUUUAGUGAUUAAGCUGAAUCACACAACAGGGUGCGUUAUAUUUAUAUACACACUAACGUAAAACUAUAACAUUGUAUUAACUUGUGUAAACUCACUUAAUUAAAAGUUGAGAAAUAUAUAAACGUCAAAUGCAACAAACACACAAAGAAAUAAGUAUACACGACCGUAAUAAUUAUAACGACAAUGGCUUAAUUGUUUACUUUCAACAAGUAAGGGCACUAAUACAAGUAUACUUACAUACUCACUGAACAUCAACAGACAUAACUUUAUCUCUAUACGUGUAUUGUAGCAUAUGUCUUUAUUUAUUUUUUGGUGUUCAUUUAUUAGUUUGAACAUGGGUUUAAUUGUCGAUAUAAUGAUGUUUGUCGAUAGCUUCUAUUAUACGUUGACAAAACGGCAAGCGAAUAAUUUCGCACAUCCGUCGGGGGAAAUAAUGUAUUCGUUUUAUUAAUUAGUUUCAAUUGGAAACGAUUCCGACGAUUCCGUAAUAAAUUACUAGAGUUGAAAUGAACACGAAUUGUGGACGCAGUGUUCGCAUGAAUAAUGAAUGACGCAACAUUAAUAUGCAAGAACUUUGUUCGAAAACUGACUGCAUUGUAUUAAAACUGAAAAUAAUAUGAUUAUAUUAUUAUUUUUAAAUUAUAAAUUAAUUAUUAUUGUAUAUUGAUAUGAAAUGCAAAAAUUGAAAACGCAAUUUUCGCAAACUAUGUAUGAUAUUAAAUAAAUUGAAAUACAAAUAUUAAA